AUGCAGAUACUCACCUUACUUCCGUUUUUGAUGGAGCUCAGAAUAAAUUUCCCACCUUUCGACAGAACUCUGGAAUACAAUUAUAAUUUAAGAAAAAAUAUUACGGUAUUCAGGGAUCCUCUCCAAACUACACUAUAUACUGGAUCAGUAACAUGUCAGACCGAGGCAACGACGAAUAAUUCCCUUCUCUGUCUUUUGCAUUAUAUUGAUGUUUACUCAAGCUUAACAUUUGAAACUCUCAACACUACAAACGAGGUCACAUAUGAGAAAUACUACCCCGAUGAUUGGUUUAUAAUUAAGUUUAAUAAGCAUGGCAUAGAGGAAUUACUUGUGAAUUCAACCACUGACAAAAAAGAUUUGAUUAAAGAGAUCGCUUUUCAAUUUCAUAUUGGUGGUGAAAUAAUCCCCAAGUACGUUAUGAAAGAAAAAUUAGUAGUAGGCCAUUGCAUGACGUUAUUCAAUGUAAAUUCGUCAAUUGACGAAUAUAAGGGCGCUGAGAAGGAAUUGGAAAAACAAAUUAUAUUACCUAUCUAUGCAUCCUAUUACGAAGGAAACAGUCGAUAUCGGGGCCACGAAAGACAUGUACAUAUAUAUAUUGAGAAGAUCAGAGACGACUGCCAGUAUUCCUUGCCAUUUUUUGAUUUUUUGAAUGGAAUGGAAGUGGCAAAAUAUAUUCAUGCAAUAGAAAUACUCGAUGAUAAAUUAAAUAUUUCCACCACAAUGGACGUACGAUUACCAGCUGAUCCAUGGAAUCCUAAAGGAACACUUGUAUUUAGGGAAACAACGCAGCUUGACCUAAUUAGCAUUACAUCUAGAACUAAAGUUUUUCAUUCUUAUAUGAGGGAUAAUUACCGGUGGAUUGAUUUAAUGGAGUGAUUUACUCUAAUCAAAUAUAUCAAACUUUGAAAACACACACACACACACA
This is a messenger RNA of Trachymyrmex cornetzi, 925 nucleotides long. RefSeq lists its product as uncharacterized. NCBI's taxonomy places the organism in Eukaryota, Metazoa, Arthropoda, Insecta, Hymenoptera, Formicidae. The coding region runs from base 1 to 876 and encodes 291 amino acids. The record is from RefSeq and is a predicted model, not a curated record. The transcript has 3 exons.